GGAAUUCCAGAGCACCAGUGAAGCUGAGUUGAACUAGUAAUACCUAGCUUCCAAGUUGAAACUCCCUUUGACUUUACGUCGCAUUUCAACUCCCAAAUCCUUCAUUUAUCCUUCACCAUCUUCUUUUUCACAAACAUGACUGAACCAGCUCCGAGGAUAGCUAUCAAGUUUGGCACAUCCUCCUCGUCAUCGAAGCCAACCAACGGAGCAAAGAAACACCAGGCUCUUCCACAUCCACCAUCUACACUAGGCAAGCGUGUUCGGCCACGCCAUGCGCUUAACAACGACUCAGAUUCUGGCAGCGACGACGAAACCCAGAACGGCAAACACCAAGUAGUGACAACCAUUGGUGAGGAUUGGAUUGGGUCUGAUGCGAAGAGACGGAGCGUGAAAACAGAUAAGGCUACGGGAGCCAAAACGCCCUACGUAAUCACUGGUCACACGAAUCGCGACUGGAAAGCGGAGUUAAAAGGAAAGAAAGUCGUCAAAGAUGGAUCGCCACACCGAAAGGGGACGCCAUCUCACGAUUUCGUAGAAACGGAGCCAGCCGAUAAGGACAAGCAAGUCAAAUGGGGCUUAAUGGUGACCAAGAAAACGACACAGGCCAACACUGAAGAAACAGAUGAGAUACGAUUAAACGAACAGCAAUCUACUUCAAUCGAAACUGCGACGAAUCCUGAAGAUAGCAAACAUGAUGGUCCCCAAAAUCGUGAUAUUGAAGAAGGUGAUGCCAUGGAUGCCCUGCUCGGCAAGAAAAGGAAGUCUGCAAAAGAAUUGGUUAUCGAGGACACAUCAAAACGCAACAUGUCUGUUGCCCAAUCCGAACAAGACGCCUACCGCCGCAGAAUGGAGGAAGCUGCAAAUGUUUCCACGAUAGAAGAGUAUGACCAAAUUCCUGAAGGGGAAUUUGGGGCGGCUAUGUUGCGCGGCAUGGGCUGGAACGGCGUGGAGCACGGUUCGAAGCCUAAAGAAGUCAAGAAACGAUCGCAUUUGAUGGGGCUUGGUUCAAAGGAGGACGAGGAAAUUAAAAAGGGAGAAUUAGCCCGAAAAAAUGGGCAUCGUGAGCGAAAGCCCCGACUCAACGAGUAUCGUAGGGAGAAAGAUAAGGAGAGGCGGGAUCGUGAUGAGCGCCGCGGCGACAGCUACAAAUCAGAACGUGAACGCGAACGACAAAGCCACAGCCAUAGUCAUAGCCACCGUGAUAGGGAUCGGAACAACCAUAGACUUCCUGAGCGAAGCCACAGACACUGAGAAGUAGCAGUCAUUACUUUUCUACCCCCCUCGAAAAGAUGUAAAUCGUGGCUUUUGGUCAUACUCUUACCCUACAAAUGCCCUCACUACGUCGCCGAUUCCAAAGGCCCUUAACGAUCAUAUCAUCACGGCCCAGUUUUCUUCCUCCAAGAUGUUGGAUGUUCGGGGUGGAUUCUUGAGUGCAUACUAGGAGAGGUAAACCAAAAUCACCCACGGCCCUGAUACCCAAUAAUAUAACUUGGAAUAGGAGGCUAUUAAAUCAAGAAUUGGGUCAAGAAGCUAAAUAGCCACCUAACUACC
This is a messenger RNA of Hypoxylon fragiforme, 1551 nucleotides long. Its product is annotated as DExH-box splicing factor binding site-domain-containing protein. Lineage: Eukaryota; Fungi; Ascomycota; Sordariomycetes; Xylariales; Hypoxylaceae. The transcript is spliced from 2 exons. Gene Ontology annotation, cellular component: spliceosomal complex. Gene Ontology annotation, biological process: mRNA splicing, via spliceosome. Bases 136 to 1251 code for a protein of 371 amino acids. The record is from RefSeq and is a predicted model, not a curated record.